AUGGGUCUCCUCGACAGCUUCUCUGGUAACGACAACAACUCUUCCUCCAACAACCAGUCUGGAGGCGGCGGUUACGGCCAGUCCGGCCACAACUCCAACUCUUCCUCUAACCAGCACGGUUCCAGCGGUGGCUUCGGCUCCUCCGGUAACUCUGGCAGCGAUAGCUACGGCUCCUCCGGUAACUCUGGCAGCGACAGCUACGGCCAGUCCGGCCACAACUCCAACUCUUCCUCUAAACAGCACGGUUCCAGCGGUGGCUUCGGAUCCUCCGGUAGCUCUGGCAGCGACAGCUACGGCCAGUCCGGCCACAACUCCAACUCUUCCUCUAAUCAGCACGGUUCCAGCGGUGGCUUCGGCUCCUCCGGUAACUCUGGCAGCGAUAGCUACGGCUCCUCCGGUAACUCUGGCAGCGACAGCUACGGCUCCUCCAACAAGGGCGGUAAGGACAGCUACGGUUCUUCCAACAACUCCAGCAGCGGUGGUGGUUACGGAGGUUCCAACGACAACAACAACAGCUCCUCGUACGGCUCUUCCGGUAACCAAUCUUACGGUUCUUCCGGCGGCCGAGGCGGAUCCGACUCUUAUGGUUCUUCCAACUCUUCUUCCAACCAGUCGUCUGGCUUCGGUGGAAGCAACAACUCUUCGUCCCACUCUUCUGGUGGCCAGGGCGGCUACGGUGGAUCUUCCGGAAACGACUCCUACUCUAGCGGUGGACAGUCUGGCGGCCGAGGUGGUCACGAGUCUUCCGGUGGUGGCUUCGGAGGUAACUCCAACUCUUCCUCCGGCGGUGGCGGCUACGGCGGUGGUAACUCUGGCUACUAA
Molecule: messenger RNA, 822 nt
Organism: Cryptococcus wingfieldii CBS 7118
Lineage: Eukaryota; Fungi; Basidiomycota; Tremellomycetes; Tremellales; Cryptococcaceae
Exons: 6
Coding region: 1-822 (273 amino acids)
Source: RefSeq, a predicted model, not a curated record